This is a messenger RNA of Xenia sp. Carnegie-2017, 2526 nucleotides long. RefSeq lists its product as uncharacterized. NCBI's taxonomy places the organism in Eukaryota, Metazoa, Cnidaria, Anthozoa, Malacalcyonacea, Xeniidae. The record is from RefSeq and is a predicted model, not a curated record. The coding region runs from base 1640 to 2143 and encodes 167 amino acids. The transcript has 6 exons.
UAACAUAACGACCUGCUGACGCACCAGUAACGACAAUGUCCUUUGCUCACAGGUGGAAAAAACCUGUUGGUUUGUGCGAGUAGGCGCUUCGUUUUGGCUUGGUGAAUUGGAAGUUUAUAUAAAGAAACCGAUGGAUAAAGUUAAAUCACAUUACUAGCAUUGUCAUACGGUAUUUUUGUGUGUGAUUUCUAUUGUGGAUAAAUCCGACUUUCAAGUUUUUAACUAUCUCGGUUAUAUUCUCACGUCGAACGAGGUGCAAUCUGUUUAUCACGGAAGAUCUCUUCUCCUAUCAAAUUCCUUGAAAUGGAUGACGACGGAAUCGAGAGUUAUGACUGUGAGAAGCACGAAGCGAGAAAGCGUAAAGGAGCACAUUUAGAAGCGCUAUUCGCGGAAAAAACCAUGAAAAGCUCUAAAGCUAACUACGCCAAUAGUAUUACGGAGGGAAUUACGGAUGAAUCGAGUGUGAACAUUGCAUCCAUAACUGAUCCUGAAAUGUCCUCUCGUACUGAAGUGGAAUCCUCUGUCAACUCUAUACGAAUGUACUCACCCAACUCCACGCGCUCCUAUGACAACGAUGGACAAAAUGAAAACGAAAUCAAUCUAGUGCGUACAUCUUCAGAAAGUCUCAUGGCUCCCACGAGCAGUCCUAUUGCUGUACACCGUGCUGUACUUCCCGGAAUGGCCAAAGUCCGACAGAAAGAGUGAAUGAUAUCGACUUCGACGGCUCAUCUCGCUAUUCCAGUCACAGCACGUCCCGAGAGUCUGAUCGCCAUACUCCGCAACAAAGUUCCAAGGACCAUGAAGACUUCGUUCCAUUUCAAUCUAGUUCAGAAACAAGAUUAGGUGCUGUUGUACCGGAACACAAAAGCUCCGACUUUCUUACAAAUGUUACUGUGAAACAAGAACCGGCUGAGGAUACUUGCCCAGUUGAAGUGUUGCCAAUUCAAAAAAUGACAGAAAGUUCUCCCAAAGAUAGCAAAGAGAUCGGCGAAGAUUGCCUGAAAUUCUUGUUGUUCUCUGGUAAACUCUAUCAUUGCGAAAAAAUAUCUGAUCUCACCGACUCAUUCUCGAGAUUGAUUGGCGAUAGUGUCCUUGGAAGGAAAGGUAAGGUCGUUGUUUUGCUUCUCUUUCACAAAACGCUACGUGAAGUAUUGAACUACGCCGUCGGUGUUGUGGACCAUUAUAUGAUCGAGGAGCACAACGUCGUUGUGAAGAUGAUCAAACAUCAUACAUACCCUACAUCUACGGCAGACGUAGAAAAGAUCGCUUCGAAGUUGAGCGUCGGCUCUAGAAAACUUCUUUAUAAUCUGCAACCGCUAAACGGACCAGUGUACGGUGAGCUUGUGAAGAUUCUGGAUGGAUUUGGAGCUAACUCUUCGGUGGAUCACGCUAAGAUUAGCGAAUUUAAUGCGAUGGUCAAUGCAAACGCCGACCGACUUGAUGGCAAGAUUUCGAACGCUCUUGGCCGACUCGCCUAUCCCCAUAGAGGAAAUCUUAACAUUGGUUUAGUCUCGUCCGAUUGCACACGCAUCACAUCACGAUAUCCUUUAGGCAACUCUCGGUACAGCCCCUUGCAAAUCAUCACACCACUACUUCUCACUAUUCGCAUGAGAUAUCUCACGGGGGGGACUCGCGUGAGAUGUCAAGUGACUUGGGAUAUGACAGCGCAUACCUAUCAAGACACAAUGUGCAUUACCAUAAAGAGAGACGUCACGUGAAUACUGUGUCAGCCAAUCAGACUGUGCGAAUCACUCCAAGAACUGCAUACAGUAAUAUCGACCACCGUACUGUAUCGGCAGUACCAAUUGCUCCGAAACCUCGAUUUGGUUCACUUGAAGAGGGAUCCAUUGUCACUCAACGACGCAACGUGGAAGAUCUUCAAACAGUAGCCGAAUUGUGCAAAGAAAAAAUGAAACGAGAUAUGGCCGAACAGGAAUUGAAAUCCAUAAAAGCUGCGUUUGAGGAAUUCAAAACCCAGAUGCAAAAGCAUCUUUCGCAAGUCGAAGAACGCAUGGUCUUACUACAGGCCGAAAACAGAUCUCUCAAAGGUAAACUUUCCAACAUGCAUCAAAACAAUGGUUUCGCUGAAAAGAAAUAUCACGAACUACGAAGUCAACUCGAGGAUCUUUUGAAGUCGACUUAAAGGAGGUUCAAUUGUUUUUCCGUGUAGUAAAAAUCAUGUGCGACCACAAGAACAAGUGAAGAAGGUACGAGCUACACGAGUUCCACUAACUUCGAAAAUUUCAAUUCGAACCUGUAAUGUCACCUGAAUUUUUACAAAAUUUUGCGACAAAAAAACCAAUGGUGUCUGUAUCAGCAGGAUGCUUGUCUUUACUCCUAAUCUCCUCGCUUAUAUCUAAUGGAUCAAAUCUUUGAACUAAAAAUCUUUGUUGAUCAUCGAGACCACAAUUCGCCAAACCAACACCUCCAACAUGGAUAUCCUGUUAAUUACGGAAAGCCUUGUGCAUAAAUUAGAUGUAAAGAAAAACAUUGAACUGAAUAUAACUGGAAUGCCAUCUCCACCUA